CGCAGAGAAGGAAACUGAAAGAAUUCUGAGGACAGCAAGGAGGACAAAGAGGAAGUUCGGUAACCCCAUAAUUAUUAACUGAAAUCGAGUGCCAAUAUCUGAAAUGUCAAUGGAAAGCAGCCAUGUGGAAGAAAAGCUUUGCUCGAAAAGACAAGAGAGAGAUCAUCAUCAUUUAGGCAGGAUAUCUGGUUUUCUCAGGAGGUGGAAGAAGAGGUCAGCACAAGAAGAUGAACACAGCAUAUCUGAAGACGAUUCUCGUUUGAUGAUAAGACACAAAGCCAAGAUUUUGCAUUUGUUUCUCUCUGAGAUCAUGAGGAAGCUGAAACAUGCAAUCAGAAAAGAGAAAUCGCGGCACCACCACCACCACAGAUUCCUGGAGAAGAGUUUGUCAACCAAAGACCAUUUCUUUCUCGAGCGCAUGACUUCGAUAUCUCGGCAGAGAUUUCAUCAUCAAGAACACUACGACGACAACGAGAAACAUCUCUCUGAGAUGUUAGGAAAUCAAAGUAGGCUCGUAUUAUCCCUUCCCGGGUAUUCGUCUCCUUUCAGCAGCUCAGGAAGAGUAGGGGACAAGAAUUCAACCGUGCUUUCGAGAUCUUCUUCUUCAGACAAUUUCAUGAACUCUGAGACAGUUGCAGAUGAUUCCUUAACUAUCAAAGAGAUAGACUCUGCUUCACCAAUAGAUGGUACUAGUAGCCCUUUCAUAUCCAAAAGCAAUCAGACACUGUCUCAUCUCUCUGUGGCCUCAUUACCAUCCCAGCCGCUAUUCAUUGAAUAUGAAAUAAAUCCAGUAAGAGGUGAAGCAAAGAUACAACAACCUCUGCGUCGUAACCUAUUGCAAGAAGAGAACCGUGGUAUGGAUGACAAAGAAGCAGUGUUUAAGUACGUAAAAGAGGUGUUGGAUGCAAUAGACUCAAGUUGGGAAGAUCUGUAUCUGAUAACAGAAUGCUCUGACCAGCUUCUUUGUCCGGCAUUAAUCAGCAACAUACCAUUCUAUCCAAACAAGCUUUGUGUAGACCAUGACCUCCUCUUCGAGAGCAUCAACGAAGUUCUCUUCGAAUUCUGCAGGUUUCCUCAAUGGGUUUCCUUUGUUGAACCCAGAACCCUAGCCUUGCCCGCCUCUAGCGUGGAAAGCAUCGUUAGCGAGGUACAAGAAAAGGUUUAUUGUCGUCUCUUGCCAAUGCAACUCCCUCGGUUGUUGGACGAUAGAGUUAGAGAAGACAUGGAUAAACCCAGGAGCUGGUUAGACACCAGAUGUGAGGUUGACAUGAUUGGCUUUGAGAUUAGCAAGUUGAUACUAAAUGAACUAGUGGAGGAAGUCAUGGUUGACUACUUGACUUGAAGAGAAGAUGAUCACAGCAUAAAAAGAUAAGUUGGUUUUACCUAAUUUAGUAAUUUACAAUGGAGCUGCUAGAGGGAGAC
This is a messenger RNA of Camelina sativa (false flax), 1422 nucleotides long. RefSeq lists its product as uncharacterized. The record is from RefSeq and is a predicted model, not a curated record. NCBI's taxonomy places the organism in Eukaryota, Viridiplantae, Streptophyta, Magnoliopsida, Brassicales, Brassicaceae.